Messenger RNA from Lagenorhynchus albirostris (white-beaked dolphin), 1228 nucleotides. It is a transcript of the gene NABP2, whose product is annotated as nucleic acid binding protein 2. Gene Ontology annotation, molecular function: DNA binding. The record is from RefSeq and is a predicted model, not a curated record. Bases 264 to 899 code for a protein of 211 amino acids. NCBI's taxonomy places the organism in Eukaryota, Metazoa, Chordata, Mammalia, Artiodactyla, Delphinidae. Gene Ontology annotation, biological process: double-strand break repair via homologous recombination; response to ionizing radiation; mitotic cell cycle checkpoint signaling. Gene Ontology annotation, cellular component: SOSS complex. The transcript is spliced from 7 exons.
UCUUUAUGGUCCCAGCGAGAACUAGAUAGCCAUUUGGGAGGGAGAGCUCUAUGUUCUUCCCAGCGUGAGCGUCAGCGGCAGAGCUGGAGGCCGACUCUCCCGGAGCGCGAGACUUCGCUUUGGAGGGGUGCACGUGUUCGUGCCCUAAAGCUGAUGCGGCUUGCUGCGAGAUCGUCUCUAGGAGGCUGGCCUGCAGUGACCUGCCGUCUCCUCGGUCCCUCUCCCGUUUCCAGAGCUGUGUGGGGUGCUGAGGCUCGGGCAGCAUGACGACGGAGACCUUCGUGAAGGAUAUCAAGCCCGGGCUCAAGAACCUGAACCUCAUCUUCAUUGUGCUGGAGACAGGCCGAGUGACCAAGACAAAGGACGGGCACGAGGUUCGGACCUGCAAAGUGGCAGACAAAACUGGCAGCAUCAAUAUCUCCGUCUGGGACGACGUGGGCAACCUGAUCCAGCCUGGGGAUAUUAUCCGGCUCACCAAAGGGUACGCUUCAGUGUUCAAAGGUUGUCUGACAUUGUACACUGGCCGUGGGGGUGAUCUUCAAAAGAUUGGAGAAUUCUGUAUGGUUUAUUCCGAGGUUCCUAACUUCAGUGAGCCAAAUCCAGAAUACAGUGCCCAGCAGGCACCCAACAAGACGGUGCAGAACGAUAGCAGCCCUACGGCUCCCCAGCCUACCACCGGACCCCCCGCCACUUCUCCAGCCUCUGAGAGCCAGAAUGGGAAUGGACUGAGCACCCCACCAGGUCCUGGUGGUGGCCCACACCCCCCUCACACUCCCCCCCACCCCCCCACCCCCCGAAUUACCCGAAGCCAGCCCAACCACACGCCUGCCGGCCCUCCUGGCCCCUCCAGCAGCCCUGUCAGUAAUGGCAAAGAAACCCGGAGGAGCAGCAAGAGAUAGCAAGACAUUCUUCCUCCCUGCCACCAGCCACAACCCAGGUGUCUGCUAGAGAACACAGCUUUCUACUGGGCUGCUGGCUUUUGGGGGCAGGGGGUGUGUAGGAGUAUUUUAGCCACUAAACUUCACUGGAGGGGUGGUGAGCAGUGGCCUUAUCCGCCCUCAGCCCAUAGUCCCCUCCUUGUCAGCUGAAGCGGCCUGUCCCCUGGGAGUCCGGGCCCUCUGCCUCCCAGCCUUCCUCUUUAGAAAUGACGGUUACAGUCUGAUCCUUGGGUCUGUGAUGUGGAAGUUUAAUUGAAUCCCUCCUUCCUAAUAAAUGUUACCACUCUGUA